AAAGUUACUUUGAGGAAACAAAAGCCAAAGAAUCACACAAGAGGUGUGUCACUGAGUUUGUAAAUGUGAAGUCUUUCAGUUACAGUCUUACACUUACACAGGUGUGUGCAUGUGUAUGAGAGUGUUUAUUUUGCAUCAUGAGUCUGAAAGGCAGGAGAUUCUCUCUGGACAGCUCUGUCUGUCUGGAUGGAGGUGGACGCCUUGUCGGAAGAAGAGGCAGCAGCAUGUUUAGUAGUAAGAAAUCAAGACAGACUCAUAGUCUGGAGGAUGCUCAACUGGAGAUCCAGGAGCUGAAUCACAACCACCUGCACAUGAGGAAGAACACUAUAGCAGAGGAGAACCUUGACCGAUUAGAUGGGCUCAUCAGUAAUAACAGUUUCGUGAAACACUACAAGACCUUCCACAAACUGUUUCAAGAGAUUCCAGAGGGAGAGAACCUGACACACUCAUUCACCUGUGCCUUGCAGAAGGAGGUGCUGUAUCAUGGAAAAAUGUAUAUUUCUGAGAACCACAUAUGUUUCCACUCAUCCGUGUUGCUCAAAGACACCAAGGUGGUGAUUCCUGUGUCCAACGUCGGGGAGGUGAAGAAACAUAACUCAGCUUUAUCCAUGUUGUCUGUUCAAACGGCUGAUGGAGACAAGUACUCAUUUGUGUCUUUGAGGAACCGUGAGAUGUGUUAUCAACUCCUGCAAACUGUCUGUUCACAAGCACAGGGCAGCCCUCAUCUCUCCUCUGCAGAGAACGAAGGUGAUCAAGACAUGGCCUCCAGUUAUUCCAGUUUGGAGGACAGUGUAGGUUGUGAAUUGAGAAGACAGAACAGCAUUGAUUCUGAUAAUGACUUUCCUCAGAUGUCCAUUGAAGGUCCCACAAGCGCCACCCGUCAAAACAGCUUAACAGAUGAAGACGACAGAGGUGUAACAUGGAUUUGGAGGAUCAUUGAGAGUGUCUCACCGUUCUUCCACCUCAGAGAAAUUAGGAAUCUCAGCGUUCUCUGCUACUUCUACAUGACGCUAAUGGUGCUGCUCCUGGUGGUGUCUGGAUAUAUCGGGCUGAGGAUCAUAGCACUGGAAGAGCAGCUGAAAUCUUUGGGAGCCCUGACUGACUUGUAUUUACACAACAGAGAGUACAAAGAAAUGUAGCCUGUGGCAGCGGACUGUAAGAAAUCCUUCUAGGAAGUCAUGCAAUGCACCACUGCUGUACAUUGAUCCAUGUCUAGACAGACUCCCAAAAGCAGUGAGACUCGGCCCACUGGACAUACAGCACAUCUUUUACGGUUUUGUCCUAAGAAAUUUAGAAUAUUGUGCACAAACAAGUUGCCUCACAGUAGAAAUUAAACUCCUGUGUUACUGCCAUGUUUACAGUUGAUGCAGGUCAGCAAAAAUAGGAUUUUGGGAUGUCUGAACCAGGCCACAUGUGGUGAACUACAUGGAUGACUAACUGUUGGCAGCAAAACACCAUGGCAAUAUUUCUGUUAGGAGUGCACUCGUUUUCUGCUGACGGAUCAAAAAGUGACGUGAGGAUCUCCUGCACUGAGCCAUAUGGAGGCAGCCUGCUGAAGCCAUGUUUAUUUCUUGGCCGGUGAACAGCUGAGCUCAGCUAGCAGAGGUUGCUGGCCAUCUUUGAUCAACACAAACUGGAACAGCGAGAAAACACUGGACCGGAUCUUAACCAGAAGGAAUCACUUUGUAUUUAUUUGAUUUGGAAUACUAUGUAUGUUAUAAAAUGAGGAUUCAUAUUAACAUGUUAUAAGUUAACUGCUAGACAGUAGACUACAGACAUUUUAUUUUAAGAGUAAGAUCGUUAAUGGCAGCACUCAGCCAGCAGAGGGCAGUCACACCCAUUAAACAUGAGGCAGGACCUCACUUGCACAUUUCAGGCACUGCAACGCCUUCAAAUUACAAAUGUUAAAAUAUUUUGCUGCUGCCUGUUUGUCACAUUAAUCAUCAAAAAUAUGUGGUGACACAUAAGUGACUGUAUGUCUGCUGUAAUAUUGUGAAUAUUAUGAAUUUAAAAAAUAUUCAUUAAACUAUUGAUGUUUUCCGAAACUCUUCCACGUCUGCAUUUAUCCAGGAUUAUUUUAACUGUAUAUUAUCUGUAUAUAUUAUGAGAAGAGACUUUCAUUAUCAUAUUAUGAUAGUAAGUCAUGUCAUCCAAAUUGUAAUUAAAUGUUUCAUUAUGCACAUGGAUAAUAUUGCAGUUCCUUCACUGACUACCAGAUCUUGUGCCCGUUCUUGUUAAAUUAUGCACUAUAUAAAAAUACAAUGAUGGUUCUAAAAACAAUGCGGUAAAUUUCAUAUUUUUGUACAUAAGUGAUCUUUUUUUUUAUUAUUUUGUUGUCCAUAAAAAGGUCAAGAUUCAGUCCCAUGAAUUAAUUUCAUUACAUCAUAUUCUCAGUUCAAAAAAAGCAACAUAAAAUUACAAAUCAUAAUACAAAGAAUAGAAUAGGUAAGUACAGUAACCAUAUAAACAGCCCACUAAUAUUGUCUACCCCCCACCCACCCGCCACUGCCCCGCUCAAACUCUAGCACAAAACUCAUAACAAUACAUCAGUUAGUAUCAGCGAUAAAAAAUUCAAAUAAAUGUCCCGUUUUUUCUUUUCUUCUUAAAAGCGCUUCAAUGUUCCGAUGCUAUGAGUUCAGCUCUACCCUCACAUAGAAUACAUAAUAGAGAUAACGUCCCACCCCGUCACUUGCUCUGCAAAACACAAUAGACAUGCAUACAGUUUUCACUGUUCAACCCUCCCUCCCACCCACCCACCCACCCCCAUCAAUAAACAUUCAGGGCCAGAGGAUACAAUAUACAUCAACCAUAGUGGUGCAUCAAUAAAACGGCAAAUUUCCACCCCCGUUUCUUGAACCCCAUAAAUGAAAGGUGGAUCCAGUGGUUUCCCUGAUAACACGACAUGUCCAGGAGAAACUGAGGCCUACUUCUACUUUCAGAGGCGAUAAUUCUCUCUAAUUCCUUCUGACCGCUCAGACCCCUGGUUCAUGAUGGUAACAGAUUUACAUUAGUUAAGUAUCAGAGACACAAAGUACAGGAUGAGAAUGGAAAGAUUCCCUGUUCCAAGUAAUGACAGAGAGAGAGAGAGGGAGAGAGCAAAAGAGAGAAAGAAAGUGUGGUGUUCAGUAACCUUUCCACUGCUUAACAAGACCCACUUGUACUCCCAAAAUGGAGUAGUCAGAUCAGUGCUAGUUCAGUACAUGUUCCUUUAAAAAAAGCUACUAUCACUGAAACUGAUGGGUCUCCUUUGGAGUAGACGCCUUGUGUAGAUCUGAACUGAGGUGCGACCAUAAAACGAUUUCUUGUACUUUUUCAGGUCUACACACAAGGCUGAUUACUACUUAUUCAAACAUGAUGUUAGUAUCCUUAAUGCUGGCCUGUAGAAGACAGUCAAUAAUAAUGAACACACACAAACUUACAUUUUAUACCCUUAUUACACUUUGGAUGCUUUGUACAAUAGUGCUGAACUUAAGACCUGCUUUUGUCAUGCUUGAUCUGAUAUAUAUAAAUGUGUAAAUAUACUGUAUACUACAGUACUCGUGUGUUACGUGUGUAUGCGUGCGUGUGUAUGUUGUGUUUGAAUGUGUGUAUGUGUGUGAUGAUGAUGAUGUGCAAAGGUGUGUGUGGUGGAACCUGCACCACACCAACAGUGAGAGGCUCAAAUAUGGCUUGUGUCAGACAUGAAGUGUGCUGCCACCCAUAAGAGAGCUCCUGUACAUUUUAGGGCCACAGAGGUUAAACAGAGCUAGUAGGCAUGAUGUCCCGUCCUGGCACCCGAUCUGAAUCACAUUGUUAGUCACAACGUCGACACGCAUGGUUCUGAGACGAACAAUCAAUGGCCCUACACUACGUCAAACACAUUGGGAUUAAUUACAUCAAGACAAAAAUAAAUGUGCUGAGGGUGAACAGGAGGCUGACUAACCCUGGUAAUGAGUGCUACUGGAACAACACUUGGAAAACAAACUGUGCUGUAAGACAACAGAUAAUCAAGAUUACACAAAUUCUGAUGAAGCAAAAAACUAUUCUGUAGUAAAAAAAAAAAAGAAACAGACAUGAUUCUUACUAGUUUGA
This is a messenger RNA of Larimichthys crocea (large yellow croaker), 4071 nucleotides long. Its product is annotated as GRAM domain-containing protein 2B-like. The transcript is spliced from 13 exons. The record is from RefSeq and is a predicted model, not a curated record. The coding region runs from base 138 to 1139 and encodes 333 amino acids. NCBI's taxonomy places the organism in Eukaryota, Metazoa, Chordata, Actinopteri, Sciaenidae.